AUGGGCGGGAUCACAGAGCCCACUUUCACAGGGUACAUUGCAUCAACACACGACGCCUUGCUGGUCUUCGAGGCAGUGCGCCAAAAGAAGAUGUCGAAGAUUCCCCGCAGGCUACGCGAUGAUGAACGUAAGCUGAUCCGAAGUGGAUCGGUGUUUGUGUUCGACGAGCGUGAGAGCGGCAUCAAGCGCUGGACGGACGGGCUUUUGUGGAGCCCAAGUCGCAUACUGAUGAACUUUCUGGUCUACCGUCAGAUAGACAAAAAGCAGCACCAGGUCAAGGGCUCUUCCGACCCUUCGUUGCGGGAAGAUGACAGCUAUGAAUCGAUGGCGGACGAGUCCAUUGGUACAGGCCUUCCUGUGCCUGCUACAACAGAAGAGCUUCAUCCCUUCGAGCUAGGAGUGCCUAUGGCAGAUUUUCCGGGCACUGAUGCCGUCAAUGACUUUCUUGGUUUGCCCUCGACAGACCUACCGUACAAUCCAAAUGCCGAAGCUAUGUCCAGACUCAAAUCCGAGGGCAGCGUGUUGGACACCGCUGCGGCUUGGAACUCGGCAGCAAGCGAUCCCUCAGGUUUCAUGAACUUCGGCACCUCGACGAUUGGCUUUGCUGGCGCUGGUACGGCUGCCAGCGGCUCGCUGACAGACGCAGACACCUCUGCUUCACAGAGCUCUGGAAACGUCGGCCGCCCCAAGUCAGCGCCUCACUCUGCAAGUGCAUACGAUCAGGCAAGCUUGGCCAAAAGGGAAGCCGACUUUGAGCGGAGCUUGGUCGGCAGUCUCACGAACAGCUACCCGUUUGCCAAGAAUGGUCUUUGCAAAAAGACCAUUUCCAUGCAGGUUGAGGGCUCCACGCAGCACCUCAUCUCGUACUACAGCGUUGAGGACGUACGAGCAGGCCGUCUGCGCACACCCUCGACGUUGCCGGAGAUCAGUGCGAUUCAAAUUUCGCCCGUAUUCCUAAGCAAGAGCUCCUUCAGGUUUCCUCCCAAAGUCUUCUAUGACCCCGAUGGUCAGCUGCGGUACUGUCGAGAUACGAACGUGGAAGAUGAGGGUGCAUACAGUCUCGACCUCGGUUCGAGCGGGGAGGGUACCUCGGGCAGCGACAGUCGAAGCCGCCGUGAAAGCCAUGAAGCCAACACUUUUGGUCUCGGUCCUCGCCACGCUCCAGGAUAUGGACGCACUGUGCCGCCGUUGCGGACAGCCGGCAACAUGAGCACUAGCGGCUGGGACGCCUGGACAAGCUCGAACCCAGCAUCUCCAGAUAUCCAACUGCCAGCAGGUGUUGGUGACAAUCGGCCUUUCAAUCCCGGCAUGCCGCGCCGCGCCUCAGACGCCUUGACGAGAUCUCGAUUGGGCAGCGGAAGAUUUGAGCCUUAUCCGGGAGCUACAGCGCAUCCGAUGGCUGGAUCCGGAUCUCCACCUUUGCUUCCACACUCUGGCUAUGCUGGCGGUCCUCACACCAGCCCAAUCCAGAGUCCUCAGAUGGGACGGCAUCGAGCGGACUCAGAACGUCGACAGAGGAUUGGACCGCGAUUGCAUUCGUCGCAGUCGAUGUGGAAUCUCUCAGAGUUCGCGUCUGCCUCUCAAACCCACCCAAGGUUUGAAGCACACGGUCGCCUCCAACCCGCAAGUGAGUUCGCGCUCGGCGAAAGCGCUCAGGGAUGGCUUCCAACGCAGUCAGGCAGCGGCACCCUGCCUUCGCGUCAAGGUGCGUGGUCACCGACUCCCCAAGCAUACGGAAACAAUGUCGCAGGUGGUCCGAGCGUCCGAGAGCCGCCAUCGUGGUCCGACAGGCCGAUCGCAAGAGCGGGACCUUCCUUGGGCUCGCCCGAUAACAAUAUGGCUCGGCACUUCCUCUCCAGCACUCCUUCGGCGCACUCGGGCUUUGCAUGGCAUGAUCGCAUCCCACCGUUGGGAACCACAUUCUCAGCCGAUACCAGUGCGAAUCAACGUGGGUUGUCAAAUCCUUAUCAGCAAGUCCUGCCGCCAUCAAUCUACACCCCAGCAACCAGUCCAGCACUCGGCUCGUCACAUUACGAUGGGACUGCGUGGAGCGGACCCUAUGAGCGCGAGCCGCAGCAAUCCCAUUCCACGGCUUACAGGACAAAUGUGCAGCGGCCAGACUCGAGCGGUUCCAACGUGUCCAACCAUGCUCUUGGUACAUCACCGCAGUACGGCAACAUGGGGAUGCAGAGAGGUAGAAACCAGACGCAGAGCCGACCUGGAACGGGCAAUUCAGAACUCGGUACCGUCUAUCUAUCCAAGCCAUCAAGCGAGUCACACCGAUCGCCUCGCUGA
Messenger RNA from Ceraceosorus guamensis, 2295 nucleotides. RefSeq lists its product as hypothetical. Bases 1 to 2295 code for a protein of 764 amino acids. The record is from RefSeq and is a predicted model, not a curated record. The transcript is spliced from 4 exons. Lineage: Eukaryota; Fungi; Basidiomycota; Exobasidiomycetes; Ceraceosorales; Ceraceosoraceae. Gene Ontology annotation, molecular function: DNA binding.